AUGGCCCCCAAAAUCGAAGCCGUCUUCACCCCCGAGGCACCGAAGCCUCGUCCCCAAUUCUCCCAGGCCAUCAAAUAUAACGGCCUCGUAUAUUGUUCGGGCAACAUCGGGGCGAUCUCGAACACGAACGGCGAGCUGGUGCAGGGAACCAUCACGGAUCGAGCGAGACAAGCCUUGAAGAAUAUUUCCGCCAUUCUGGAGGCAUCCGGAAGUAGCUUGCGAAAUGUUCUAAAGGUGAACGUUUAUAUCACAGACAUGGCAAACUUCGACGCUGUCAGCGAAGCAUACGACGAGGUCUUUUACUGGGAGCCGAAGCCGGCUCGGACUUGGGUAGCGGUAUACCAGCUGCCCCGCGGUACGGAUGUCGAGAUUGAGUGUACAGCUGCGCUCAACUAG
Messenger RNA from Scedosporium apiospermum, 396 nucleotides. RefSeq lists its product as uncharacterized. The record is from RefSeq and is a predicted model, not a curated record. The coding region runs from base 1 to 396 and encodes 131 amino acids. Lineage: Eukaryota; Fungi; Ascomycota; Sordariomycetes; Microascales; Microascaceae. Gene Ontology annotation, molecular function: deaminase activity. The transcript has 2 exons. Gene Ontology annotation, cellular component: mitochondrion; cytosol.